Messenger RNA from Toxotes jaculatrix (banded archerfish), 1623 nucleotides. Its product is annotated as solute carrier family 22 member 7-like. Gene Ontology annotation, molecular function: transmembrane transporter activity. Gene Ontology annotation, cellular component: membrane. Gene Ontology annotation, biological process: transmembrane transport. The record is from RefSeq and is a predicted model, not a curated record. NCBI's taxonomy places the organism in Eukaryota, Metazoa, Chordata, Actinopteri, Toxotidae. Bases 7 to 1623 code for a protein of 538 amino acids. The transcript has 10 exons.
UUCAAGAUGAAGUUUGAGAAUGUGCUGGCAGAGGUAGAUGGCUUUGGGAGAUUCCAGUUAUGGAUGAUCCUCUUGAUGGUAAUUCCUCGCGUGACUUUGCCGUUUCACUUUCUACUGAAUAAUUUCAUUGCGGUUAUUCCCUCUCACCACUGCGACAUCAGCUCUCUGGAUGAUGGUGCUGAUUUUAAGAAUUUAUCCCUGGAAGAGAGGCUUGUUGUCAGUAUUCCAGUACAAGAGGAUGGGACUCCAAGCUCCUGUCAGAUGUUCACAGAACCUCAGUAUCAUCUGCUGCACAGCACCUCUAACAUUACCGACCUACCUACAGUGCUAUGCCAGAAUGGAUGGGUGUAUGAUAACACCACCUUCAAGUCCACCCUGGCCACAGAGUGGGAUCUGGUUUGUGAUAAGAGAAGAGUGAACAAAGCCACAGCCACCAUUUUUUUCAUGGGAGUCAUGCUUGGAGCAGCAGUAUUUGGAUAUCUCAGUGACAGGUUUGGUAGGAAAAGAACACUUCUGCUGUCCUACGUGACAACCACAGUCUUUGGAUUUGCAAGCGCUUUCUCAUAUAAUUUCACCAUGUUUGCUGUCAUGAGGUUCUUUACUGGAUUUGGAAUUUCUGGAAUAAGUAUAAUCUCCAUUGUCCUUUGCAUUGAAUGGGUAGACAUCAAGCAUCGAACUGCAGUGGGUGUUUUAAUGAGCAUGGACUGGAGUGUUUCUACUGCUGUGCUACCUGUUGUGGCCUAUUUUGUGAAUGACUGGAGGUACCUGACUGCCACAGCAACCGCCCCACUGUUUCUUGCGAUGAUCUGUUGGUGGUGGCUCCCUGAGUCUGCCAGGUGGCUUAUAAGCAAUGGAAAACUCAACCAUGCUCAUUUUUACCUGACCAAGUGUGCAAAGGUCAACCACAGAGAGCAGUUCAUGGCUGACCUAAAGCCUGAAAUUCUGUCCAAAGUAAUACUUGUAGAAAAUGAAAACAGAAAAUAUUCCUAUUUGGACCUUGUGAAGACUCCCAGAAUGAGGAGACUGGCUCUGCUUACUGGCAUUGUGUGGUUUGGAGUAGCCUGUACAUAUUAUGGAAUCAGUUUGAAUGUCGCUGGAUUUGGUGUGAACAUUUAUCUCACACAGUUCAUCUAUGGUGCAAUUGAAAUCCCAGCAAAGGCCUUUAUCUUCUUCACCUUGAACAAAAUAGGUCGAAGGUUGAACCAGGCUGGGACACUUCAUCUGAGUGGACUGUGUUUAUUCUGCAACAUAUUUAUCCCCGAAGAAAUGGGGCCGUAUCGGUCAGCUGUAGGAGCUUUGGGAAAGAUGUUUGCAGAGGCAGCUUUUACUACUGUAUUUCUGUACACAACAGAGCUCUACCCCACGGUAAUGAGACAAAACGGAUUAGGCUACAGCUCCUUAAUGGCACGUUUGGGCGUAUCUGCAUCCCCCCUGAUCAUGCUUCUUGAGGAAGUGUGGCUUCCACUGCCGAAUGCUGUUUUCUUCUUCGUGGCUUUUGUUGCAGGGCUGUCAGCUUUUUUUCUUCCUGAGACACUAAACGUCCGUCUACCAGAGACCAUUGAGGAUGUGGAACAGACGAGAAGACGAUCUAUCUCUACGUCUGAUGAGAAAUCUCCACCAUAA